AUGUCUUCCACCACCUCCCCAGGCGCGUCCGCUGCGCAUGCGCCCGACCUGGCCAACCUACAUGCCCGCCCAACUGUCGCCGACCUGCACGGCGAGAACCACUUCGCGCAAGUUGCGAGGAAGAAUUGGCUGGCCGCGAAAAAGACGCCCAAAGUGCGCCCCGAAGUUGUCAAGAAGGAGCUCUGGGACCAGCUGGAGAGCGCCGACUUUGCAUACUCGUCGCUCUUGAUCCUCGAGAAUCUGCAGCUGUUGGAGCGCUACCUGUGGCCUGGAUUUACAGAGGAUGCAUCAAACUACCACCAUCUGCUGCUGGCUCUCAUGGUCAAUGUUAAGAGGAGGGAGAACCUGUCGUCUUGGGAACACUUCUCAACCAAGCCCGCCGAAUUCUCAUCCUUCUUCCGUCGCAUCUUGUCCAUGACCGUCGACCCCUCGCAGCCAAGCAAGAUCCGCACACAACUCAUAUCCUUUGUCAUCGGCGCCUUCCAAUCACUCGACAGCGGCCUGGUGCGAAAGGAGUGCGCCCCUCUAGUUGGCAUAUCCAUAUGGCAGAACUUGCAUUCAGAUGCUGUGCGCGAGCAGCAUUUUGAGCAGCACAGCAUGCUUCGCAAGGCUUGGAGGGCUGCAUCGAAGCGCUUCGAUGCUGGAGACGAUGCACUACAAGCCCGCCUGCGCUUCGAGCGCUCGUGGCUUUACACGCUCCUUCUGGACUUCAUCGACCGAUUAUACAACAGUAGCAAUAGCCAAGACAUGAGGGAUAAUAUGGCUUACUGUGAGCGCUUCAUGGAGCUGCUAAUAGACCUGCAGAGUCAGUUGCCUACAAGGAGAUACGUCAAUACCCUACUCAAGGACCUCAACAUGCUCUCGGCUAUUCGCUUGUCACCCAUGUACGCCGACGAGGACAAUGGCCUGUUCCGCGAUCUGUUCGACCUCCUCAGCCACUUCACCAACUUCUCCAUCGAGGACCAGACUGGCAGACAAUUGUCGAAACUCGAGUAUGACCAGCAGCACUAUGACCUUUUGUCUAAGUUGCAACGGACUGGCUACGCUGCAUUCCAGGAAAAACUCCAACUUAUGGCACUUGCAAACUACAAGAGCAUUGGAAACAGGGAAGAGCUGGAUGGUCACCUACGCACACUGAGUGAUGAAGAGCUUGUUGAACUUUGCUCGCUCAUGGGUCUACGAACAGAGUAUCCUGCCACGACGUACUUAGUACGAGAUCGUGCUUUCUACAUGGAGACCCUAAUCAUGCUCGUCGAGCAACGCCCGACUUUCAAAGACGCAGUACGCGAUAUGCCAGUACUGCCAACAGAAAAGAUUCUUUACGAAACUACAUUUUUGCGAAAUGAAUCCUACGACGGCUCACGACCACUUGCCAUCCCAAAGCUGAACCUCCAGUACCUGACCAUGGGCGACUUCUUAUGGAGAUCAUUUAUCUUGUAUCGGGCUGAGUCGUUCUACGGUAUUCGCAAAGACAUGGAGGAUGUCGUAAAACGCGUCAAACCAAAAGGUAGAGGCGUCAACACCAAGUUUACUGGUGUAUCAAAAAUGUCACUUCCCAUCAUGAAGCCUGCCAUUGUUGAUGUAGCACCAUCAAGAGUCGGAGAAGAACACCCCGCCUAUGUUCGAGCAGAGAUAAUACUUGAUGUCAGUCGACUUCAGUAUCCAGUACGGCGGGACUGGGAACAGCUCCGGCCAGACGAUGUAGUGUUUCUUCUUUCCGUUGAGGGCAAAGAUGACGUACCCAUGCGAAACGGUCACCAUGCGGAUGUCGGCAGUGGAGAAGAGAUUGGUCUACGUCGAAUGAGAUGUGCGCAGGUGGUUCAAGUUCUAGAUGACAAGGGACGGCCACUAAGAGAACAAGCCCGUGACGAUGGCUUUGGUCCGAGAGUGCGGCAACGACGGCUCCUCGUCAACAUCGACGCGAAGCAGUACCAUGCCGAUAUGGAACAAACCGCCAAAGGAGCGCCCAACGUCUACGAGCAAAUCAAUCUCAUUGUUCGCCGAAAAGGACGCGAGAACAACUUUUUGCCGAUCCUAGAGUCCAUCAAGCGCCUGACUCUCUCGGACAUCCCAGCACCAUCUUGGCUGCAGGAGGUCUUUUUGGGCUAUGGGGAUCCUGCAUCUGCAACCUACAAGCGACUCCCUAAUCGGCUAAAUAAGAUUGAUUUCCGCGAUACCUUUUUGGACUGGGAGCACUUGGUUCAGUCAUUUCCCGGCAAAUCCGUUGAACCUAACGAGGAAGCACAUGCACCUGUCGAGCCUCCAUACCUUUUAGAGUUCCCUGUUGCAGCGGAACCAGAGGUUGCACCACCACGAGCGUCGAAAAAGCGGCGUCGGGACCAGGCUGAGCUAGCACAACCUGUGCAGGAAUCAGUUCGCGUAUCCUCGUACAAGCCACCAAACAUGGGUCCAUAUCCUGCAGAUGCGCCAAAGCUAAACAAAGUCCGAUUCACACCUGCCCAAGUUGAUGCCAUCACUUCAGGAACUCAACCGGGACUAACAGUGGUGCUCGGACCACCAGGCACCGGCAAGACGGAUGUCGCGACCCAGAUUAUAUCCAAUAUAUAUCACAACUUCCCGGACCAGCGGACCUUGCUUGUUGCACACAGUAACCAGGCGCUUAAUCAGCUGUUCCAGAAGAUUGUGGCGCUUGAUAUCGACGAGCGUCACCUAUUGCGGUUGGGUCAUGGUGAAGAGGAUCUUGAGACGGAUGCAAGCUACAGCAAACACGGACGAGUGGAGUCGUUCCUCGAGAGAGGACAAUACUAUUUGUCCGAAGUUGACCGUCUCGCCAAAAACUUUGGUGCACCGGGUGCCCAUGGUAGCUCAUGCGAGACUGCAGAUUACUUCAAUCUUGUCUAUGUGAAACCAGCGUGGACACAGUACUGGGAUAGUGUCACAUCAGGAGAAACGAGUGUUGAGCAGAUAAUCACUGAGUUCCCAUUCAAAGAUUACUUCUCAAAUGCACCACAACCUCUUUUCCCUCCCGCAGUAGACCGUCAACAGAUUCUUGAUAUUGCACAGGGCUGCUAUCGCCAUGUCCAGAAGAUCUUUGCAGAGCUCGAGGACAUUCGUCCGUUUGAGCUUCUACGAAACCCGCGAGAUAAGGCGAACUACCUACUCGUCAAGGAAGCUCGCAUCAUUGCAAUGACAUCGACACACGCUGCCAUGCGAAGACAGGAAAUCGCGUCUCUAGGGUUCCAUUACGACAAUGUCAUCAUGGAAGAAGCUGCUCAAAUCACUGAGAUUGAAAACUUCAUUCCGCUCGCAUUACAAAACCCACAGAAUGGCGAACUUCCAUUGCAACGCAUAGUUCUCUGUGGUGAUCAUCUCCAAAACUCUCCCGUCAUUCAAAAUCUCGCAUUCCGUCAAUAUGCCAACCUGGAACAGUCACUUUUCCAACGGCUUGUCCGCUUGGGUGUGCCAACCAUCAUGCUCGACCAGCAAGGUCGUGCCCGCGCAUCCAUCGCCGAGCUCUACAAAUGGCGUUAUCCUUCGCUCUCUAAUCUGCCUUCUGUCAUCUCCAAUCCCGAGUUCCAAAUCGCGAACCCAGGCUUCAAGCACGAGUACCAAUUCAUCGAUGUACAAGACUACAAGGGUAAAGGAGAAGAGCAGCCCACACCGCACUGGAUGAUUAACCUGGGUGAAGCCGAAUAUGCUGUCGCUUUGUACAUGUACAUGCGAUUGCUUGGGUACCCCGCGAACAAGAUAUCGAUUCUCACCACGUAUGCCGGUCAGAAGAGCUUGAUCAACGAUGUCCUAGGCCACAAGUGUAAGAACAACCCACUGUUCGGGCGCCCAAGGAUAGUAGCUACGGUAGACAAAUACCAGGGCGAGCAAAAUGAUUACAUCAUCCUCUCCCUCGUCCGCACCCGCUCAAUAGGCUACCUACGCUCCAUCCGCCGCCUCACCGUCGCGCUCUCCCGCGCACGCCUAGGCCUCUACAUCCUCGGCCGCCGCUCCGUCUUCGAAUCCGUCUUCGAGCUCAAACCCGCCUUCGACAUCCUCCUCCAACGAUCCGACAAGCUCGAACUCGUCACCGACGAAAUGUUCGGCGAGACGCAGCGUACCAUUGACUCAGCCGCUACUACCAUCCCAGGCGAGGCCCAGAUGCAGGAUGUAGAGCACCUGGGUAAGUAUGUGUAUGAAAUGACAAAAGCAAAGGUCGAAGCUAUCAAGGCGAAUGGCGGCGUUAUGCCCAGUACGGCACCGGAGGUGCAAAUGGGUGAGGCGGGCGUGAACGGUGCAAGCCAUCCGGUGGAUGACGAGGAAGAUGAUGAUAGGCCUGAGAAUGUGCUUAUUCCUACAGAAGCCGCAGAGGAUUUUGAGGGCGAAGAUGAAGAGGAAUAG
Bipolaris oryzae ATCC 44560 is the source of this 4350-nucleotide messenger RNA. RefSeq lists its product as uncharacterized. The coding region runs from base 1 to 4350 and encodes 1449 amino acids. Gene Ontology annotation, molecular function: mRNA binding; helicase activity. Gene Ontology annotation, biological process: mRNA splicing, via spliceosome. Gene Ontology annotation, cellular component: catalytic step 2 spliceosome. The record is from RefSeq and is a predicted model, not a curated record. The transcript has 3 exons. Lineage: Eukaryota; Fungi; Ascomycota; Dothideomycetes; Pleosporales; Pleosporaceae.